Molecule: messenger RNA, 3822 nt
Organism: Oreochromis niloticus (Nile tilapia)
Lineage: Eukaryota; Metazoa; Chordata; Actinopteri; Cichliformes; Cichlidae
Gene: fbf1
Product: Fas binding factor 1
Exons: 32
Coding region: 323-3715 (1130 amino acids)
Biological process (GO): cilium assembly; establishment of epithelial cell polarity
Cellular component (GO): centriole; ciliary transition fiber; ciliary basal body
Source: RefSeq, a predicted model, not a curated record
AUCACAAGCCUAGCGCUGGAGCACUAGUUAGCUUUUGUUUGCACUGUGGCUAAGGUGCAACCUUCUGUGAAAAUGUGUUGUGUGGGGGCGGUGUGAUUUUUUUUCUUUACCGUUAGUCUGCUGGCCAACUUUAAGAUGCUAAACACAACGAGCUGUAUCAAUACGUGACUAUUUAAACCACAGUAAUUAAGACGAAAGGUUCCAGUCGUGCUAUGUUCUUGACAAAUGCUAGCUAGAGUAGCUGAGCGGUUGCCAAUGGAGACAGGAGGCGCUUAUCUCAAUGGCUACUCUUACACUGUAAACCCACCAGCACAGAUUGAACAUGGCUACAAAGCCGAAGGGGAAAGCCUCGAAAAGUUCAUUCAGGGAUGAUUUGCUUGACAGCUUGCUUGAUGAUGACAAGCAGCCAGUAAGGACGAAAGCAUCACGUGAUGGACCUAUGUAUAGCACGCUAGCACAGGAGAUAAAAAUGGAUGGUGCGGACACUGAGGACUCGGAUGUGUCAGUGGCUGAUCCCAGCGACAUACUCAAGAGCAUGAAGGACAUGGACGACAUGGACGCUGACCUCUUUGCAUCAAAGAAGAAGCCUAGUUCGGCUCCCGCGCAAACAAAGCCACUUGUUAGCGAAGGACCAAAGAAAGACUCUGCUGUGCUCGAGAGCAAUGCAAAACCAGAGGGAGCAGAUGAACCCACCAAAGGGGGGAAGAAGCCGAACUCUGUACCUUUAUCCUCAGCGCGGAGUUAUAAGAAGUUCACCUUCUCUGACAGUGGUGGUGAGGACGAAGGUGUUGCUCAGACUCCUUACGCUGAAGAUCUAGAUGACCCCCUGAAUGAUUUGCUUCCAGGUGACUCAAAGCCUGACUUGAAAUCUAGCUUCUCCAAACCUGAAAAAUCCGUGCCAUCUCCUUCAGCAUCUCCCAUGCUAAAGAAUGAAACGACUAAGGCAACAAAGAAAGGCGAGCUCACGUUUGAGGAUGAUAAGGAUCACCUAAUGGAUGCACUCGGAUUUGACAGUGACAAAAACAAUCCCAAGAAAAAAGAGACACCGCUUUGGUCUCCCAAGGAGAGAGCCGACGCCCCUCAGAGACCUCGUACCAGAAUUGAUGAGAUUCUGGAGAGUUUCACGUCACCGCGUCUUCUGGAGCGACCACCAACGGGCGAGAGGAAGGACGAGCUUCAGUCUCAAGAGAAGCCGCAACAGGAGAAGACGUCUGCUGGGAAAGAGCCGCAUUUAGACGACGACCUCACAUUUGGAUCCUAUCAGCCCACACUGGGAUCCACUUCUGAAGGGCGUCAGUCUCGUAGACAGUCUGUCAGAUUUUCUGCUGAGGACAUGAGUGUAUCUACGCCAGAAAAGAAGCCAAAGCCCACCACUCCCACAUCUUCUCGACAACGCAACUCAGCCGACUGGCUGGGCCUCAAGACAGAAGAUGAGCCCGUCUAUCUAGAGGAGGGCGUCGAUAAGACAAAGAAUCCAGCAGAGGCUUCAAAGAGCCCCUCGUCUCCUUUACUGGAGAGAAAGACCUCGUUCACUGGUAGCCAUUCCACAUCUGUUGCAAAAACACCAGAAGAGAGCUCAGCCCCAGCUGACAAUACCAUUAAACAUGCCAAGCCUGAGGUUUCUAAAACCCAGAGGAAAGAAGGGGAUGAUGAGGAUGACUGGUUAGCUGGGGCACUGAGCAGGAGGAAGGCUCUGUCCACGUUAAACAUAGAGGCAAAAACAUCCAAGCAGGAAGAGUCUUUCACUGACUUCAGUGUUAGUAAACAAGUAACGUCACAAACUCCCAAAAGCAGAGAAGACACGCUUCCUUCAAUCAAAGAAACGAGUGACACUUUUCCCGGACGCCUCGGUCCUGCUGCUCAUUCCACGCCUGUCAGAGAAGAAAGGCUUAAUCAUGUUCCGCAGCAAAAUGCAACGCUAAACACGUCAGCUGCUUUCCCACAACAGGCAUCAUUUUCAGCCGACAGUUUGCAGCAGCUGCUCCUCCAAAACCAGCUGAUGCAGACUCAGUUGCUGGGCCUAGGCGGUGUUGUUGAUGCGGGACUCCUGCAGAGACUUAAAGAAAAAGAACAACCUGCAGACUAUCAAGCUUUACAGGCCCGUGUCAUCCAGUUGGAGGGACAGGUCAAGACUUUGCAGCUGGAGCGAGACCAAAGCCAAAUGAUGCUGGAGAGCAUGCAGCAGCGGCACAAACAGGAUAUGGAGCUCCUGGAGAAUGCACACAAAGCUCGUGUGAAACUGCUCGAGGAUUCGGUUGCCCAGCGGGAGAUUCAAGCGCGACAUGAGUGCGAAGACCUAAUGGAACGCCUGGCAACGGUAACACGAGCGGCUGAGAAGGAACGCUCGGAGCUCCAGGCUCAGUACCAGCGGAAAAUGGCCCAGGCCCAGCAGGAAAGAGACUGUGAGGUGGAGAGACUCAGAGACCUUCAGAGAAAAUCUAUCUUGGAGAUGAAGAGAGACUAUGAGGAUCAGAUCCACAGGCUGAAGAGGCUAAAGGAAGAAGAGAUCGAUGCUGUUACAAGCGCAACAUCUCAGACCAGGUCCGUUGCAGGGGUGAUUGAAAAGAUGGAGCAGUUCUCCUCGCGUCUUGGAGAGCUUUCCUCUCGGGUGGAGAGCACGCACGAACACACCGCUCACGGCCUGGAGCAGGAGGCACGGCACAGAGACCAGCAGCUUCGAACAAUGCAGGGUCAUCUGGCCCAGCAGCAGAAAGCCAUGGCAGAGGAGAAAGCUUACCUGAAGGACAUUAUUUCCAGGAUGGACACUCAGCUUAAAGAGCAGCAGAGACAGCUUGAGAAGGAGCGCUGGAAGAUGACAGCAGAGCAGGCCAAAGCCGAGUCGACCCAAAGAAGCCUGGAGGAAGAGCGGCGUGUCCUCACCACACAGAUCAGCGUGGAGCGAGAGGAGCUGGAGAGAGCCAAGAGCGCGUUACUGGAGGAGCAGAAGUCAGUGAUGCAGCACUGCGCGGAUGAGAGGAGGAAGCUGGCGGCCGAGUGGGCACUCUUCCAUGCCCAGGAGAAGCAGAGGCAUGAGAGGGCUGAGCGUGAGGUCAGCAGUCUGUUGGAGAACAGGGAGGGCUCCAUCAUAAGUCUGGCACAGGAGCAAGCUGACUUGAAGCUUCGCACGGCCGAGCUGAAACAGAAGGAGCUGGCCGUGGCACGGGAGCGAGAGGCUCUGGAAGAACUUAGAGAAGAGCUGGACAGAGAGAAAGAAAGACUAAGCAGCACGGCCCUGAGACUCAAAACGCGAGCCCAGGAGGUCGAGGCCUUCAGCAAGCUCGCGGCAGAGAAGUAUGAGGAGGGGGAACGAGCGUUUCAGGAGGCGAAACGAUUGGAGGCGGAGCACAAUGCGCGACUGAGAAAUAUUCACAGCCAAACAGAGCACCUGAGGCAGCAGGAGCAACGGAUUUUAAAGGAGCAAAUACGAUUAAGUCACCUGCAGAAGGAUACAGAGAGGCUGAGGCAAAACCCUCCUCUUACACCUCUACCACAAAUUAUUGCCCCCGUUUUACCAGACUCAGUUUCAGAGCUGCCUGCAACCCUGAAUGUUCCUCCUCCAGUUUCAUUUACCAGCUCUCAGUCUAUGGCACUUCAGGCCAAUCUGGCUCUGUGGAGAUAUACUGCAGAAAAGGACCGUGAAUAUCUCCAAGAGGAGCAGUACUUUCUAGAAAAUCUGAAAAAGAAAUCUUACAGAUCAUCUUUCAGCACAGAUUGACCAACACAUGCUGGGGGUUCUUCCCAGCACAUAUGGACUCAUGUUACUUUUUAUACUUGAAUUUUAUACGUCAUUGUAGUUUUAUUAAAAACACAUUUCUGAUCCAA